This is a messenger RNA of Strigops habroptila (Kakapo), 1229 nucleotides long. RefSeq names its product nucleophosmin/nucleoplasmin 3 (gene NPM3). Gene Ontology annotation, biological process: chromatin remodeling. Gene Ontology annotation, molecular function: RNA binding; chromatin binding; histone binding. Bases 74 to 817 code for a protein of 247 amino acids. The record is from RefSeq and is a predicted model, not a curated record. Lineage: Eukaryota; Metazoa; Chordata; Aves; Psittaciformes; Psittacidae. The transcript has 7 exons. Gene Ontology annotation, cellular component: cytoplasm; nucleolus; nucleoplasm.
CACAACACAUGACGGCUCAGCACGGCACGGCCCGGCUCGGCCCGCCCCGCUCUCAUCGCUGCGCUGCCGCCUCAUGGAGUCGCACGUCCCCGGCAGCGUCCUUUUCGGCUGUGAGCUGACUGCCAGUACCAAAUCCUACAUGUUUCAGGUGGAUGAGGAAGAUGACUCUGACCACAUUUUGGCCCUGUCUAUGGUCUGCCUCACAGACGGUGCCAAGGACGAGUGCAACGUGGUGGAGGUUGUUGGGCGAAACCACGAGAACCAGGAAAUUGCUGUGCCUGUGGCGAAUCUGAAGUUGUCAUGCCAGCCCUUGCUCAGUCUGGACAACUUCAAGCUGCAGCCUCCAGUGACCUUCCGCCUGGCAGCAGGCUCUGGCCCGGUGCACCUUUCUGGCUGGCACCGCAUAGCGGCUGGCUGUCACCAUUCCCCUGUGAGACCUCCUUCCAGCUGGGAUACAGCUUCUUGCCACAAGCUGCUGUUUGAACUGCUCCAGUGCUCCUUGGGCUGCUCUGCUCUUGGGUGCAGAGGGAAGAUGCUUCCUUUGAGGAGGACGAUGACUUGUCUGACGAGGAGGAGGAGGAGGAGGAGCUUCCUCCUAUCAAGCCAGCCAAGAAGUAGAGGAGGAAACAGUGACUUAAGGCAAGGUACUCACUGGGACUUCUCUCCCCGGAUGACGUUUACCUCAGACACCUCUUGCCAGAACCUCAACGUUUGGUGCUUUGUUUUUACUUUUGUUUUUUUCUGUUGUAACUUUUUGGGGAGCAGGGGCUGCUCCCAGCACUGGGGUGUCUCCUUUCCCAUAGCCCUGGGAGGUUGAUCCCAAAACUGGGAAGAUGCUGCUGGUAUAUCCCUUCUCUCCCAUCCCUGCCCUGGGAGUCAUGGAUGAAGGAGGUAGUCCUUGCCCUGUGCCUUUUUGCUGUCCUAGACCUCUGCUCUGUGCACCCACUCUUCCUGGCUUUGGAAUACCCUGUCCUGGCCCCUUCCCCAUAAAGCCAGUGGUGGGACAGGCACUUUUACUGAUUCUAGCGUGUUUGCUUUUCUUUACUCACAAUUUGAUGGGGUUUAUACACUUGAAAGUGUGAGACUGGGGCCCAGGCUCUGUCCUCAAUUGCAGUUAUGGUGGGGGUGGGAGCUCACAGCCUAUCUGGGGUUUGGAGGGAGGUUCUGGGUCAAUCUACUUUGUAAAGAACUGUUUAUACACUCUUAAUAAAGGUCUCGUGUCAGGUCUG